AGCCAGAGACUUUAAGUUGUCUGACGAGACGGACGUUUUAUAUUCGAGCUCAAUUCAAAGUUGCUUAUUUUUGAGUUAGAGAGUUUAUUUGAGUUAGCGUAAAGACAUGGGAUCAACAUGGACAAUAAAACUUUUCCUCGGGCUGUUGACGGCGUGGGCACUGCUUAGAGAGAGUGAAUGUGAUGGACUCCCAGCUGAAAGGCAGUCACCAAUUGACAUAGAAACAUCUGAAACUAAAUGCUUGAAGUUGAGCCUUAUAUAUAUUCCAAAAAAGACAUGCGAGGAUGUACAUCUAGUGAAUGAAGGAGGUCAUACUGCUCAACUGGAAUUGGAUAAAUGCGAUUAUACUAUUCUAGUGGGUCUUUUGGGUGCAUAUAGCGUACUUCAAGCCCAUUUUCAUUGGGGAGAGGACUCGACAAGAGGCUCAGAGCACACGAUUGACGGACAACGAUACCCAAUGGAGAUGCAUAUUGUAGCGAAGAAGAAGUUUGGUACUUCAACUUGUGCCGAGAUUGCCGUCCUUGGCUUUUUCUUCGAGAUAAGUGGCACAGACAAUGCAGCAUGGAAUGACAUAAUUACAGGACUGAGCCUAAUCAAAAUGCCAGACGAGAAGACAACCAUAAACAACUUUAACCUCCAAGAUCUGUUGCCUAGUCAUAAGUCUGAGUUCUAUAGGUACUUCGGCUCACUGACCACUCCACCUUACACUCAGUUUGUUAAGUGGACAGUAUUUAAGGAAACAAUAAAGAUAUCGGAAUCCCAGAUUGCACAGUUCAGGACGUUACUGAGUGAACACGGAGACAACAUUGUGGACAACUUUAGAGAAGUUCAACCCUUGAACGGAAGAACUGUAAACAAAAACUGUUACAUGCCGUAUGAACAGUAACCAUUGAACAGAAGAAAACAAAAUGGCGCUAUAUGACUGCAGACGUCCAUGACAACUUUAUGUCUGACCGGAAUAUAGGAAAUAUUGAACACUUCAAACGUAAUGAACAUCUGGUAUAAGGA
Molecule: messenger RNA, 1008 nt
Organism: Owenia fusiformis
Lineage: Eukaryota; Metazoa; Annelida; Polychaeta; Sabellida; Oweniidae
Source: the annotation of a GenBank genome assembly